CCGAAUGUUAGUGUAUGUGAUAUUGACGAUGCAGUUAAGGAAGCAGUUAAAAAAUUUAGGUUUAGAAAAUUUGAAACCAAUUCGGCCUUAAUAUUAAAAGUUGACAGACAGGCUCAGGUGAUAAGUGUGGAUAAUGAAAUUGAGAUUUCUGGACUUGAUGAACUUCAGGAUUAUUUGCCUAGCCACGAACCAAGAUAUGUUGUUUACACUUGUAAAUUAGAACAUCGUGAUGGCCGCAUUUCAUUUCCUAUGUGCUUUAUAUAUAUUACACCAAGGGAUUGUCAAACUGAUCUUCAGAUUAUGUAUGCUGGAACCAAGCUGGCAUUACAAAAAGAAGUCGAUCUUAGUCAUGUAUAUGAAGUUCGUGAAUUAGAUGAGCUUACAGAUGAAUGGAGAAACCACAAAAUGAUCCACUCCAAUUUUAUAUUUUAUCAAAAGAUAUAUGUUUAUCUAUCUAAACAAAUAGUAAAUUAG
Nezara viridula (southern green stink bug) is the source of this 474-nucleotide messenger RNA. NCBI's taxonomy places the organism in Eukaryota, Metazoa, Arthropoda, Insecta, Hemiptera, Pentatomidae. The record is from the annotation of a GenBank genome assembly.